Molecule: messenger RNA, 1072 nt
Organism: Colias croceus (clouded yellow)
Lineage: Eukaryota; Metazoa; Arthropoda; Insecta; Lepidoptera; Pieridae
Gene: Tsp97E
Product: tetraspanin-13
Exons: 7
Coding region: 256-912 (218 amino acids)
Cellular component (GO): membrane
Source: RefSeq, a predicted model, not a curated record
AAAUUUGCUUUUGCGAAUUACAAGGCAAGUGUUGUUGUGUUAUAUUUCAAAGAAUUUGGAUAAUAUUGAUCUAUAUAUAGCUAAUCAAUAAAAACAAUUAAAUUGAAAGAUAGACUUUUUUGUUUCCCUACGUAAUAAACUAAUUUCUGGCAGUUACUACAGAGUAUGUUUUUUAUCACCUCUGUUUCAUUUUAUAUGUGAUCUAACAAAGGAGAGCAAAAGUUAUUGUUUAAUUAAGUGAAAGUCAAGUUCAAAAUGUGUGGUGGGUUUACUUGUUCUAAAAAUGCUUUAAUAGCAUUGAAUAUACUUUAUGUGGUCGUAGCUUCCAUACUUAUAUCAGUGGCUGUGUAUGGGCAAGCCUCAUCCCUCACAACUUUGCCCAUAGUCGGAGGCAUAAUGGCUUGUGGCAUUUUACUGAUAUUGAUAUCAUUGUUGGGAUUAGCUGGAGCUGUAAAGCAUCAUCAAGUUAUGCUCUUCUUUUACAUGGUGAUUUUGUUCCUUCUCUUUUUAGUCCAAUUUUCUAUAGCUUGCGCCUGUCUUGGAGUGAAUUCAGAUCAGCAAGAGAUGCUUGCGCAACAGGGAUGGAAUACAGUUGAUCUCGAUAUGAAGGCACAGGUCCAAGAAAGGUUCCAGUGUUGCAGUUUCAAGAGCAGGACCAUUGCACCAAAUACAACUGUGGACUAUCCUACUUGUGAUGUUGUUGAUAAAAUUUGCUGCAACGGUUGGCCAGUCACAGAUGAUUGUAGAUGCCAACCAUGUAUGGAGAAAUUAAAGGAAACAAUUGACUAUGCAUUCAAACUUUGUGGUGGAAUUGGAUUGUUCUUCAGCUUUACUGAGUUUGUUGGUGUGUGGUUGACAGUAAGGUAUCGCAAUCAGAAGGACCCGCGUGCUAACCCUAGCGCAUUUCUUUGAAUGGUUUCUGUGGACUAAUCUAAGUUAUUCGCCGUAUGGAUCGCCCGACGAUAUCGCAACCAGCCCGACCCUAACUACAAAGAGCCGCAUGCAGUGUUCCCAAGGAAAAACUAUUUAUAUUAAACUUAUAUAUUCUCCUUAGAAUAUCUAGUAAAUGUUU